AUGCAGAACGAGCUAGCGUUGGCAAAGUACGAGGCGCAGAAAUGGAAAGAGAAAUACAUGGUGGAGAAACGGCGCCGCCAGAAGUCUGCGAGGGAUCUACUAGAUAUUGUCGUACGCAUAGAGCGUCAUCCAAACGGAGAUAAUGUUCUCACAGGUGCUGCAGCAGCGGAGCGAUCGUCCUCAUUAUUCAGUCCGGACCACACGGCCAAUCUUCUGAGUCCAACGUUGUCAUCGUUCGACUUUGACGACGAUUCAAGCGACGAGGACUGUGAUGCUAGUGAUGAUCAUCCCCCUGAGCCCCCAAAUGCACUCGUAGAUGCAACAAGAAAUGAGUCAGAAAUCGUAGCAGAGACUGAAAAUACGCCCAUUGAUCAGAACGAGCCGUUUAACCCAUCGAUGGCACUGGAACUGCGAGACCGACAGUCGCUCAUGCAUCAUUUGAACGCCAAUGCAGGCGUUCCUGGACGAAUUAACCGUUCAUCGACUACUGGCUCGUCUUUGGAGGCAUUUGGUGGAUCAUCACGACGAAUAAUGGACGGAAAGAAUGGUACAAGCAGCGAACACUCGCAUCAACACCUCAUGUAUCGUAUCAUGUAUGCCAAACCGUCAUCACGCGAUUUAUGGCAUGCACGGACCCAUCCGAGCAGACUGCAAAAUGUGGCGCGAUCUAUCAUGUUUUCCAUGCACCUGAAGAAGGAGCACAUCUUUGAAAGGUUUUUCGUGACGGGGAUGGCCCUCGGUGAGUCAGAUCGACAACAUCAGCCUGCGAGACUUGCUGGUUACUGUGAAGCUGUUGCUGCUGAGCGACCUGGAGGGGCAGAUCCCGCGUGUUAA
Molecule: messenger RNA, 834 nt
Organism: Phytophthora nicotianae INRA-310
Lineage: Eukaryota; Oomycota; Peronosporomycetes; Peronosporales; Peronosporaceae
Exons: 2
Coding region: 1-834 (277 amino acids)
Source: RefSeq, a predicted model, not a curated record